This is a messenger RNA of Harmonia axyridis, 853 nucleotides long. It is a transcript of the gene ND-ASHI, whose product is annotated as NADH dehydrogenase [ubiquinone] 1 beta subcomplex subunit 8, mitochondrial. The transcript has a single exon. Lineage: Eukaryota; Metazoa; Arthropoda; Insecta; Coleoptera; Coccinellidae. The record is from RefSeq and is a predicted model, not a curated record. Bases 161 to 682 code for a protein of 173 amino acids. Gene Ontology annotation, cellular component: mitochondrion.
GUGAUCGAGUUCUAGAAUUUAGACAUGACACAUGACAUUUGUCAUAUGUUUGAUGACAUAAGGAGGAUAUAAGAUAAGUUAUUUCUCAAAAAGUGUCGAUCCAAAUAUCUUCCAAACGAAAAAUAAUAAUAUAAAAAUAACAUUUGACUUGUUCAUAAAAAUGGCGCCUCUUCAUCUGGCUAAAAUGAUUAAUCCUCUGUCAAAAUUGUCUCUGGCUAAUUCCAAAGUAAUUUUAUCUUCAGUAAGACAACACUGGAAUAAAGAUUUCAAACCUGGACCUUAUCCCAAAACAGAAGCUGAGAGAUUAGCUGCUGCUAAAAGAUAUAAUGUGCAUCCGUCAGAAUAUGCCGCAUACCGUGAUGAUGGAACAGGUUAUGGAGAUUAUCCUAGAUUCAAAGCUGAGUCCGGAGACUUCAAAGACCCCAAUUAUCCCUGGGAUUUCCCUGAAUUAAAAAGGAACUUCAAUGAGCCCAUGCAUGUUCAAUUUGAUUUAAUAAGGGAAGAUCGAUAUGAUGUGAAUGCUAGACAUCUCUCGUCUUGUAAAGAACAGUUUCUCCAAUUGAUUGGUGCAUUAUCAUUUUUCUUUGGAAUAAUUUGGAUUGCAGAACAUUUCAAAACUUUCCAACCAUUAGUACCCAAACAAUAUCCUGAAGAAGGAAAGAAACAUUAUACUUUUGAUUGAAUUACUUUGUAGAGCAAGAUUAAUUGUUGCAUAAUACUAUCUCUUGACAUAAAUAUGUUGAAAAUAAUAAAAUCCUACGAAGCAUUAGCUGCCUUGAAAUGAAAAUUUGAAAUUAAAAAGGUAAAAAGCUCUACAAUUUUUCGAUUUGUAAAAAAGAUAUUUUUGUGUUCA